Molecule: messenger RNA, 17366 nt
Organism: Antechinus flavipes (yellow-footed antechinus)
Lineage: Eukaryota; Metazoa; Chordata; Mammalia; Dasyuromorphia; Dasyuridae
Gene: NUP214
Product: nucleoporin 214
Exons: 37
Coding region: 81-6545 (2154 amino acids)
Biological process (GO): RNA export from nucleus; protein import into nucleus
Cellular component (GO): nuclear pore
Molecular function (GO): protein binding; structural constituent of nuclear pore
Source: RefSeq, a predicted model, not a curated record
GAGGGAAGUUAACCUCGCUGCCGCUCCGGCUCCUCGGGGGCGGCGGCUCCUCGGUCUCCCGCUAAUAGGGAGACUGCACCAUGGGAGACGAGAUGGAUGCGCUGAUACCCGAACGAGAGAUGAAGGAUUUUCAGUUUAGGGCACUGAAGAAAGUUCGAGUCUUUGAUGCCCCUGAAGAGCUGUCCAAAGACCGUUGCAGUAUGCUUGCUGUGUCUAAUAAGUAUGGUUUGGUGUUUGCUGGAGGAGCCACUGGGUUUCGCGUUUUCCCUACCAAAAAUCUUCUUAUUCAGAAUCGACCUGGGGAAGAUCCUAAUAAAAUUGUUGAGAAAGUUCCAAAUAUAUUUAUCCCUAUGAAAUUUCCUGUAUACCACUUGGCUUUGAGCUGUGAUAAUCUGACACUCUCUGUGUGUAUGGUGUCCAGUGAAUUUGGCCUCAUUGCUUUUUUUGAUGUUCGUACAUUCUCAAAUGAGGCUAAACAGCAGAAACGCCCAUUUGCUUAUCAUAAACUGACGAAAGAUGCUGGUGGUGUGGUUGUCGAUAUGAAGUGGAAUCCUACUGUCCCCACCAUGGCAGCAGUUUGUCUGGCUGAUGGAAGUAUCGCAGUUUUACAAGUCACAGAUGCGGUGAAAGUAUCCGCAAGCCUUCCACCAUCUGUGGCUGUAACAUCUGUAUGUUGGAGUCCUAAAGGAAAGCAGCUUGCUGUAGGAAAACAUAAUGGAACUGUGAUCCAAUAUCUCCCUACAUUGCAGGAGAAAAAAGUAAUUCCUUGCCCUCCAUUUUAUGAAGCAGAUCAUCCUGUAAGAGUUCUCGAUGUGCUGUGGAUUGGUACAUAUGUCUUCUCAAUAGUGUAUGCAGCAGCAGAUGGGACCUUGGAAACUUCCCCAGAUGUGGUGAUGACUGUACUACCUGUCCCACUUAGUAUCAAACCCUUCCUUAUAACAAAGAAAAAAAUAGUUAAGCAAAAACAACCAGUAGAGUUGGCCACCUCUGACAGUAGGUGCAACAUUCUGCCUCUGUGGUUCUCCAUCUCUUUGCCAAAAGGGAAGAAGAAAAAAGAAGAUAAGCACCCUGAGAUAUUUGUGAAUUUCAUGGAGCCAUGCUAUGGCAGCUGCACUGAAAGACAGCAUCAUUACUAUCUUAAUUAUAUUGAGGAAUGGGAUCUAGUACUAGCAGCCUCUGCAGCCUCAACUGAAGUCAGCAUCCUUGCCCGACAAAAUGAUCAGACUAACUGGGAAUCCUGGCUUCUGGAAGACUCUAGCCGAGCAGAACUGCCUGUUACUGAUAAGAGUGAUGAUUCCCUGCCUGUGGGUGUUGCUAUAGACUAUACCAGCCAAGUAGAAAUACCCAUCAAUGACGAAAAGACUCUUCCUCCUGCUCCAGUUCUGAUGUUACUUUCAACAGAUGGGGUACUUUGUCCAUUUUAUAUGAUCAAUCAAAAUCCUGGUCUCAGGUCUUUGAUUAAGACUCCAGAACAACUUACUAUAGAAGGAGAACGACAACCCAAAUCAUCAGGAAGUACUCCCACAACCCCAACGUCCACUCAAGCCCCUUUGAAGCUUGAAACAUCACCAGCUCUGGCUCCAGCUUCAGCUCCAGUUCCAGCUCCAGCUCCAGUUUCUGCCCCACCUUUAAACCUUGCCACGUCAACUGCUGCUUUCAUUUUGCCUACAGUCACUCUCCCUACUGCCACCUUCCCAUUUGGCUCUUCAUCCUUGAAAUCAUCCAGUUUGAUGUCAGGGGAUCCUCCUCCUUAUCCCUUUUCCUCAGAUAGCUCCAAACCAACCCUAACCUCUGCUGUAACUAGUGCACCAGCCUUCUCUUUUACACCUCCUUCUAAGACUCCCCUAUCCUCAGCCCCGUCCCUAGCUCCCAUGACUACCUCUGCAUCUUCCUUCUAUUUUGGAUCACCUGCUUUUAAACCUGCAGUGGAAAAUACUCCAGUGGCUAGCAUGUCUACUCCACACAUAGGGGCAAAGACAUCUUUCCCACCUACAACUUCUGCAGCCAAAGUAAACCUAAAUGAAAAGUUUCCUGCUGGGGAGUCAUCUACACCCAUUAGUAGUUCACAAAGCAACUCUUCAGUGUUGUCAUUUUCCUCAGCUUCCAAAUCGGCUUCUGCUGGCCCUGUCAGUCACUCCACACCUCUCUCAUCUUCAUCUAGCUCAGUCUCAGCAAAGUCAUCAGUAUCUCCAUCUGUUUCAGGGCGCUCUUCCCAGAGCAGUCCAGUAUCCUCAAUGGUGCAGAAAUCGGCCAGAAUCACUGCUCCAGUGGCAAAGUCAAGUACUACUCAGGCCAAAUCACCACAAUCUGCCGUUGGGGUAGAAAAGCAACAGCAUCAGUGGAAAGAUUCAGAUCCUGUGAUGGCUGGAAUCAGUGAAGAGAUUGCACAUUUCCAAAAGGAGAUGGAAGAGCUAAAAGCCCGAACUUCCAAAGCCUGUUUCCAAGUUGGCACCCCUGAGGAGAUGAAGAUGCUACGGACAGAAUCAGAAGACUUACAUACCUUUCUCCUGGAGAUUAAAGAAACAACAGAGUCUCUUCAUGGAGAUAUUAGCACCCUGAAGACCACCUUACUAGAGGGUUUUGCAGGGGUUGAAGAGGCAAGAGAACAGAAUGAAAGAAAUCAUGACUCUGGAUAUCUUCAUUUACUCUAUAAAAGACCACUGGAUCCUAAGAGUGAAGCUCAGCUUCAGGAAAUUCGUCGUCUUCAUCAAUAUGUAAAAUUUGCAGUCCAAGAUGUGAAUGAUGUUCUAGAUCUGGAGUGGGACAGACAUCUGGAAGAAAAGAAGAAACAAAAGCGUCUGCUUGUUCCAGAGCGAGAGACACUAUUUAACACUCUUGCCAACAACCGGGAGAUAAUCAACCAGCAGAGGAAGAGGUUGAAUCAUCUGGUAGACAGUUUACAGCAGCUCCGACUUUAUAAUCAAACCUCUCAGUGGAGCAUACCCAAUGAAAGCCCUUCUCAGAGCAGUACUCAGAGCUUUGACAAUGACCUUGAAAGCUUGCGCAAUGCUCUAAUGAAAACCACCAUUGAAUCUCACACCAAGCCACUACCCAAAAUACCAGCUAAAUUGUCCCCUGUGAAACAGGCACAGCUGAGGAAUUUUUUGGCCAAAAGGAAAACCCCACCAAUAAGAUCUACUGCACCAGCCAGUCUUUCCCGAUCGGCCUUCCUAUCUCAGAGAUAUUAUGAAGAUUUGGAUGAAGUAAGCUCCACAUCUUCCAUUUCCCAGUCUCUGGAGAAUGAUGAACCACAGAUUUUAUAUGAGGAUGCAGUAGCCCAAGUAGUCCAUCGACAUGCUCCAGUGGUUCGCACUUCUUCUGUUCAGCCGACCCUUUUGUCUCAAGCUCCUCCUUUCGCAAAAAGUCAUCUGCCACUCAGCUCCUCUCCUAGUCUGGUAGGGAGUUUAAUGUCUACAUCUACCAGCAAAAUUGUUCCACAAGGGGCUGACAGCACAAUGCUUGCAACCAAAACUGUGAAACAUGGAGCACCAAGUCCUUCUGUUACCAUCUCAGCCCCACAAGCAGCUGCUGCUGCUGCUCUAAGACGACAAAUGGCCAUUCAGGUUCCAGCUGUGAACACCUCCUUGACAGAAUCAACUCUGAAAAAUGUCCCUCAAGUCGUCAAUGUGCAGGAAUUGACAAACAGUUCCCCAAUUCCCACUGCAGCAUUAGGGUCACCAGUACCACAGUCAGCAGCCAAAACAACCCUUCAAUUGUUUGCUACAGUGGCUGCCAGUCAACCUAAGCAGGGAUCUCUCAUAAAUUCAGUCAAGACACAGUCUCCACCUGGUCCUCCACAGAUACCAGCAAUGGUCACAUCUAGUCAACUUUCAGCUGGUGACAAAGUCUCAGGACCAGGGACAACCAAGAUGGAAGCAACUGUGACUUCGACUUCAUCGACAGCUGGACCAUUCAACAAACCAUUUUCAUUCUCUUCAUCAGGGACUGGCUUCAAUUUUGGAGCAAUAACAUCAGCACCACCUUCUAACUUCAGUGUCUCACAAGUGACAGCAGCCACAGCUAAAGAGCUGAACCUAUAUGAUACAUUCUCAUUUAAUUCGGGAAUCUUGCAAACAGCCAGCACCACUGGAGCAGCAUUCAGCUCUUCUGGAGACGUGGCCCCAUCUAAUAAACCAGCGGCACCAGCAGCUACUGUGGCAGCCACUUCCAUAACAUCCAACAAGCCUGAUGCACCUUCCCUAAAGUUGGGCGAGCAUCUGUUUCCAAAUUCCUUGGCUGGAGAAACAUUAGGCAGUUUCUCAGGACUGAGGGUUGGCCAGGCAGAUGAUAAUGCAAAAACCUCCAGUAAGACUUCAUCCAUAAACUUACCUAGUGUACAGCCUGCCAAGAUGUCAACCAUAGCUUCAGAAUUUAGCUUCAGCAAUUCCCCUCUCCUAGGGAAGCCCACAGAUGCUCCCAUUACCUCAACCAUGACCACCACAACAGUAACAACGUCGGCCAGCACGGGCCCUAGUAGCUCUGUUGGUAGUUUAUUUGGUGGCCUCCAGCUCACCAGCUCAGGAGCCUCAGGGGCUCUGAAUCUCGGUGGGACCUCUUUGAGUGGCAACAAGUCCACCUUUUCAUUUGGACAGACUAGCAGUACAAUGCCCCUUCCUUCAACAACACCUGCUCCAUCCACUGCCCCACCUGCCACCCUCCCUGUGUCAGCAUCCCCAUUGUCAUUCAGUAAUCUCUUGAGUUCCCCUUCUGCUCCUGCCCUUCCUGGGUCUCCUAGCAAAAGUACGGGAGAUGCCAAGCCGUUGGUCUCUUUGUCAGAGAAGCCAGGGGACAGCGAGGUGCCAGACUCUGCCAUCCCUGCACUUGCUGAGCAGCAGCAGCAGCCGUUGGAGCAGCCACCAGCCCCAGGGGCACCUCUGGAGAUGGUCAAAAAGGAGCCUGCUCUCCCACCGCCUGUGGGAGAGGACUCCGAUGCCUCUGCAGCCAGCGAAACUAGUGCUGGCCCAGGGGCACCUUCCACAGAAGCCAGUGGAGCAGCCGCAGGUGUUGCUGAAGCCAAAGUGAAGUCCGAGGCCUCUUCUCUGUCCACCUUGUCAGUGCCUGAACAAAAUGAAGCAACAGCAGCCUCUGCUUCCAGUGUGACCCAGGGGACAGCGGCACCCCCCAGUGCUCCACCCCCCUCUAACAGUGUGGCUUCUCUAACCCCAACCCCAACUGGGUUUGGGGCUGCUGCUGCAGGCGCCUCUGUGUUCUCACCAACUCCUACCACCAGCUCCACGGGUUCUGCUUUCAGUCAGCCAGCCAGUGAGGCCGCCCCUGCCCCUUCUGCAACCUCUGUGUUUGGACAGUUGGCUGCCACCUCGGCACCUUCCCUGUUUGGGCAGCAGACAGGCACUACUGCCACCACCACAACAGCCACUCCCCAGGUUUCCAGCCCAGGGUUUGGGAGUCCUGCUUUUGGCACCCCUCCCACCGGGGGCUUUGGGCAAGCGGCGUUUGGACAGGCACCUGCCUUUGGGCAGCCAGCAAGCAGCUCCACAAGUGGGUUUUCAUUUAAUCAGACUGGUUUUGGCUCAGUCCCUGCCUUUGGGCAACCUGCUUCUUCUACUACAGCAGUGAGCAGCGGAAAUGUCUUUGGUGCUUCCUCUAGCACCAACAGUGCUAGUUCCUUCUCUUUUGGACAGUCUUCUGCCAGUACUGGUGGCAGUCUUUUUGGACAGAGCAACCCCCCAAGCUUUGGGCAGAGCACAGGCUUUGGCCAAGCGGGCUCUGUGUUUGGUGGCGCUGCAGCCACUACGACUGCCUCAUCUUCAGGCUUCAGCUUUUGCCAGGCUUCAGGUUUUGGUUCCAGCAAUACAGGUUCUGUGUUUGGUCAAGCAGCAGGGACUGGAAGCACAGUCUUUGGCCAGCAGUCUUCUUCCAGUGGCGGUUUGUUUGGGUCUGGAAGCACUGGAAGAGGUGGGGGUUUCUUCAGUGGCCUUGGAGGAAAACCUAGUCAGGAUGCCGCCAACAAAAACCCAUUCAGCUCAGCCAGUGGGGGAUUCGGAUCUGCAGCCACCCCAAAUACUUCUAACCUUUUUGGAAACAGUGGGGCCAAAACCUUUGGUGGAUUCUCUGGCUCAUCAUUUGGAGAUCAAAAGCCUGCAGGCACCUUCAGUUCUGGAGGAGGGAGUGUAGCAGCACAAGGUUUUGGAUUCUCUAGUCCAACCAAAGCAGGUGGCUUUGGUGCUGCUCCAGUGUUUGGCAGCCCUCCUACUUUUGGGGGAUCCCCUGGGUUUGGAGGGGUGCCAGCAUUCGGUUCAGCCCCAGCCUUUACAAGCCCUCUGGGCUCGACGGGAGGCAAAGUGUUCGGAGAGGGGACUGCAGCUGCCAGCGCUGGAGGAUUUGGGUUUGGUAGCAGUAACAAUACCACAUCAUUUGGCACCCUUGCGAGUCAAAAUGCGCCCACCUUUGGGUCAUUGUCCCAACAGACUCCUGGUUUUGGGACACAAAGCAGUGGAUUCUCUGGUUUUGGAUCAAGUGGAGGAGGAUUUGGCUUUGGAUCAUCCAACACGUCGACCCCAGGGUUUGGUGGAUGGAGAAGCUGAAGGGAUCCUGGCGUUUUUUCUGUUCCUGGGACUGACUGCAUGCUCACUCACCUCCUUCUCAGACACAAGUCUUGUACCAACUGUGUAAAAGGCACAUGCUCCCCCUUUUUUUAAACUGAAGAUGCUGAAUGCUUAUUUUUUAUUUUUUUUUCCUCUCUAUUAAACUAUUUGGCCUCUUUCUGCACAGAAUGUGUGAGGGUUAUUUACAGUCUCUAGUCAGGAAAAAAAGAUUUCUGCCGGACUGGAGAAAUUCACACAGCCUCAGGUCAACUUGAGGGAUGAUCAGAACAUGUGCCCUCCCAAGUGCCCCCAGGGUACCUUCAUGUUGAAAAAAGGAGAAACUGGGGGCAGCUAGUUGGCACAGUGGAUAGAGCAGCAGCCCUGAAGUCAGGAGGAUCUGAGUUCAAAUGUGGCCUCAGACACUUAACACUUCCUAGCUGUGUGACCCUGGGAAAGUCAUUCAACCCCAAUUGCCUCGGCCAAAAAAAAAAAAAAGAAAGAAAGAAAGAAGGAGAAACUCAUUUUCAACUAAAAAUAAACAUCAGAACUGAUGCAGAUGUAGCAGUAUCUUUAAAUAAAGUUAGGUGAGGAGCAAACACUUGGUUCAUCUGCCUUUCCUCAGUGAAACAUUAUAGUAAUAUCCUACUAGUGCUUUGUUUCUUUCUUGGUUUAUGUAUUUGAAAUCCUUAGAGAGAGUUCCAUAAAGGAUGGCGAUUCCCCCUCCAGACUCCAUAUCUCCUUCCUCCUAUCUCAGACUCAUUAGUUUUUUCUUCCCUCCCACUUGACUGUUGACAUCACAAACAUGUAGUAGGUGAGUCCCAUUUUUAGAUGGCCAGUCAUUCAUUCCCCAGAGAUUUGUGUCAAGUUGGGGGAACAUGAAGAAUUAAAUUGCUUCAUUGCUUCAUUUAUGUUACUUUUUGAAAAAAGGCUGUGGCCCAUUUGUCUUAUACUAUUGACCUCCAGCAAUCUCCACUGGGCUCAGGCAGGAUCUGGGACACUGUGUGUUUCCAUUCCUAUCUCUUCUUCAACUUGGAGGAACCAGUUAAUUGAAAGGCCAGCAUUUAUCUCCAUGAUUCAUUGACCUUGGUAGCUACUCUUAACAAACCUCGAGGACCACUGUGCCAGAUGGGUGUCCUUGGAUAGAGAAACUAGAAUUGAGAAUUCUAGACAACUUCACAUAUAUUAACUACCCUUUCUACAGAACUGAGGAACUGAAGUAGACAAAGGUAGUAAGAGUAAUCCUUUCUUAAUCUUCAGAGGAAGUUCUGUGCAAGCAUGAAUAUGAUCUUUUAAGUCCUCUUCCUGAUCUAAUAAUCAUUCUUUGAACGGCCUAUUUGUGCUAGAAUUGUAUCUGAUGGUGUCUUGGAUCAUAAUUUUAUUUUAUGGAAGAGUUUGUUUCCCACACUAGAAUAUUUUUCAGGCAGGCCUGGAUAUUUUAAUUUCAGUUUCCCAGGCUCUUAUACAUGUGUUGUUUUAUCAGACUCCUCCAGAAUUCUUGUGGGGAGGGGAUGGGUAAGAGUGGCAAGAGAUGCCAAAGGGGAAGAGGUGAAGAAGAUUCCCUGUGGGCAUUCAGUCUGAGAAGGUUGUGCCAUUAGACUAGAGAAAAAGAAAUCCAUGAGUGUCUUACAUGUUAGUGGAAAACUGUUUUAAAGUAUGUGAAUAAAAAUGUUUUAUGACAUUAAAUGGUAACCUUGCAGCCAAUACUAUCAUCUUGAUUCUUUCAACUCAGCAGAGGAAAUGGAAUGUAAUGAAGGUUCAACAAGAACAAUCUGACUUGCUAAAGAGAGUAGGAGUUUUAUGCACCCUAGCCUGGCAUCCUUGAGUUUCAGAAGGCUUCCUUCCGCUUCCCUCCCUACACCAGUUGUCACCACAGUCUUAUGUGUUUGUGGUUGAUUAUCUGUCAUCCUUGAUAACCCAUGGUUUAGGGACUCUCCAUCCUUUUGUUUUCAUUAGGAAGCCAGCUUCUUUUUAGGAAUUUAGAAUUUGAAGCCUGUCAUCUACUUUUUCAUAUUCUGUUUUGAAGAAUUAUCCCAUUUCUUUAUACUCAUAUGCAAGUGCUGAAGUGGAUUGUUUAUGAUAUUAGCUAGAGGGACGGAUGUUUCAUCUUCAGGUUUGGACAUGUUCCACCUUACAAAACCCAUAAGAGCCCCUGUCUCCAAGCUGUGUAGUGAAAAGGCCUUUCAUCGUGCAUCUUGGUGGGAACAGUUUUUUUUUUUUUUUUUAAUAAGAAGGGGGGAAAAAAGAACCAAGGGCUUUUCUGCUUGUCAUUCUUCCCACUGAUGUCCCCUCAAAGCCAGGCUACUUGCCCAUUUGUUCACUUACCCCUCCUAUCCCCCCCACCUCACACCCUCCAAAGAUCUUAUUUAUAAAUAGAAGCUGCUUUGGCCCAACCCCUGACCUCACAUUCUUUAUGUUAAUCCUCCACCUCGGGGGCAUGUGACACCUCCCCACAGGGCCCUAUCAUCUGUACUCUCACAGAUAAUUCCUGAUCUAUUUGCUGCCAAGCCAGGGAGCACUAAAAGAAUGUACCACUGGGAUGUUUCUUUUUUGGGGAUUGAUAAGAAUGAUGCGAUGGGGGUAGGAGAGGAAUGGAGGAUCCUACCUCCGAGGACAUAACUGCAUUCACUUCUAGAAUACAAUCCUCAGGAUGCUUGGGAAUAGGAAGGAGUGAAAGAGAGGUAAGAAUCUAGAAGGCCUGAGUUCAAAUCCAGCCCCAGAUAUUUACUAGCCAGGUAACCUUGGUCAAGUCAGUUAAUUUCUAUUUACCCCAGUUUCCUCACACUGUGGGGGUGAUCAAAGCAGCCUUCUCAAAGGGUGUUUGUGAGGACAAAUGAGAUAGUUAAAAAGUUUAGCACAGGACUUGGCAUAUUGUAAGCAUCAUAUACAUGUUAACUAUAAUUAUUAUUAUUAUCUAGGCCAGUAGUCCCUCUGAAUGGUUGGGGGAUUGUUAUAGAUGACCAGGAAGAAGGAAUCAGUAAAAUUCUACAUAGGAAAAAGCUACUUUUCUGACUUAAGGGAAAUGGCCUGUCACCUGGAAUCCUACUUGCUAUUUGUAAUUGAGGAUAGUUCUGAAUGUUAUUGAAGCAUAUUUAAUCCACUCUCACAGGUAGGCCUAAUCCAAUAUGUCUGACACAGUUACAAGUUCUGGCUGGAUAGGUACUUGUGAACAAUUACUUAGUUUAUCUUAACUGUAUAGUUCAAGAUGGAGAUUGGGGGAAGGGAAGUGUUUUAAGAUCUGGGAAGUGCCUCGAACUACUUUGCCACAAUGAUGUAAAUACUUGAUUUUUUUUUUUUUAAGCUGUACCACUUUGAGUGGUUGUCUCAGAUGGCAGCAUAGUGAUAUAUGAAGUGAGCCUGGCUCAUUCUCAUUUCUCCAGGACAGGUGUCCAUAUAUAACAGAGAAACUCUCUUAAUCUCUUGGCUCCCAGUCUGGAGAAGAGGAAAAAUGCACUUGAAUAUUUUCUUGUUUUAUGAGACUCCAAAGAGAGCUAUGAGGUCCUGUCUAGUCUCAGUGCCUUAUAGGGGCAGCUGCUUUAUUAUAUAUCUGGUAACACAUUAACUCAGUUUCCAUUUCUUUAUCUGCAAUCCCCAGGAGACCCAAAAUAGUUCACACCUUUCAAGUAUUUGUUCUGCUUCCAACCUCCAUGCUUCCUUUUGGAAUUUCCUCCUUCCUGAGAGUUUUUUCCUCCACACAAUCAUUCACAUGUUUUUAUGUGAUGGUCUACUCCAGCAAGGUGAUGCAGAUACAGAUACAAAGGAUGAAUUAGUCCCUAUUCUUUUUAUUAUUGGAUUGUUUUUUUUGUUUGGUUGGUUUUUUUGUUGCCAAGGCACUUGGGGUUAAGUGACUUGCCCAGGGUCACACAGAUAGGAAGUGUUAAGUGUCUGAGACCAGAUUUGAACUCAGAUCUUCCUGACUUCAGGGCUGGUACUCUAUUUCCUGCGCCACCCAGCUGCCCCAGUAGUCCCUCUUCUCAAGGUGCUUACAUUCUUAUGGGAGAGACAAGACUGUAUAAAUACAUGCAGGGCAAAUGGGAAGAGUAAAUAGAAGUUUAUUAGGAAAAUGCUUCAUUGAUGGACUUAAUUAUUGACAUUUGUGCUGUCUAAGGACCAAUUUAGCUUUAGAGAAGCUCAUUAAUCAAUCACCAAACAGUUAUAAAGCUCUUACUUUGUGCCAGAUACUAUACUAAAUGUUAGGGACACAAGGUUCAUUUCCAGAUAAUUGGCUACCAGGUGCUUUUUCUUUGGGUACAGAAGUUUAGUGAGAUGAUGCAAAGAUUAUGAUUUACAUCAGAGGGAUGCAGAUUUCACAACCUGAAAUUGUUGUUACAACUCAGUAAAUAUUAAGCACCACUAUAUGCCGGGCACUACACUAAACCCUGGAAAUACAGAAAGAGGCAAAAGGCAGUGCCUGCCCUCAAGAUUCUCACAACCUAAGGGAGGGAGACAUUAAGCAAACACAUAAUUCCAACAAGCUAUCUUUAGGAUGAAUAGGGGGGAAAAUUGUUAAUAUUAUGAAAGAUAACUAAAUGUAAAUAGCAAAUAUGUAGGUGAGUCACAUUUUCCACCUAGCAGUCAGUCCCUAUCUCCUCCAUGACCACCCACUUAUGGGUACUGAACCACUCUAGAUGUUUAUUUAAGUCAAUCCUAGAUAAAGGAUCUUUUGUGAACUUUUUACUUUGGGGAACACAGAAUGUAAAUUAAUUAGCAUUGCUCUAAUCUGUUCAUGAUGAUCAUAAUAACUGGCAUUUAUUUGGCACCUUUUGUAGAAUAUCUUUUUUCAUUUAUCUCAUUUGAUCCUCCUAAUAUCCUUGUGAGAUAGACACUGUUAAUGAUGAGGAAACUGAGGUUCAAUUAAGAGCAUUAUCUGGAGUCACACAAAGAUAGUGAAUGUCUUGAGGUGGGGACUGAACUCAAGUCUUCUGCCGCCACUUGCCCCAGAAUGUCAUUCCACCUUAAAGGAAGGGAGCUAUCAUCAUUGUUCUAACUAGACCAAGUUUUAUACAUCUUUGUACAUGGUGCAGUGGAUAGAGAGCCAGCCUUGGAGUCAGGAGUUUAAAUUCGGCAUCAGACACAUGUAUGAUCAUGGACAAGUCACUUCAUCCUGUUUGCUUCAGUUUCCUCAUCUGUAAGAUGAGCUGGAGAAGGAAGUGGCAAACUACUCUAGUAUCUUUGCCAGGAACAGACAAAACAAAAACAAACGGGGUCAUUUAGAGUUAGACAUGACAGAACAACAACAACAAAAUAUUAUUCAGACAGCUCCUAAAAACUGAACUUGGUGAAGCCUCCCCUGAUUAACCAUAGAAACUUCAGCAAAUGCCUUUAUUAUGUUUCUUCUUGGGCUAAUGUCUUUCCUUUUGUUAGGUAACAUGAUAAAUUCUUAGGUAGUAAGGGUCAAGUUUAUUCACUUCUUAAUAGCUUAUAUGCAAAUAUAGUUGUUUAUUAAGGGCUUUUAGACAAAGAUGGCCACAAGACUAGUGAAGUCACCUGGUCCCAGGCCCUUAGAUUGUCUGAACCAAUUUCUUUCCUUUGACAUCUCCUGCAGUCUGGCUUUUGAGACUUUCCAGAAUGCCACAGGAGGUCAGGUUCUGGGGCCUCAGGGCCACUCAGGCUGCAGUUGCUCUAUUGUUCGAGCUGAUGUCGCCUUAAAAAUAGAAACCCAUCCAUUCCACAGUCCUGGCCGGAGAUUCUCAGCAUUGUUUUCGACCCUUGAUGACCAGCUGCAAAGAGAGAGUUUUUGGAAGGGAGGAGGCAGCGGGCCAAACCAAAAUUAAUCUCUGGCCCCCAGGUCUCUCAUUCUGUUAGUUCCCUCCAAAGCGGACAUUUAAAACAGUUGCCUUGCAGACUGUGUGGGCCCUCAGCCUGUGGUGAUGCUGACAGAAAGCUUUUUCCAUUUAGGCCUCUAAGUCUUGACAAUCAUUUAGAGCUUACAGAACUGAAAGGUAGGUAGUUUAAUCCCCUUGUUUUACAGAUGAGGAGACUGAGGAUGGAGACAAGGGUGAUGUGCCCCAAGUCACACAACAGAUCAGAGUUGGAACUAGAAAUCAGACUUCUUUGGGUUCCAGGCCAGAGUUCUCAGCCCUCCCUGACUAGCUUUCUAGCUGCAGAUGCUGCUAAUGCAUUGACUUGGUCCCAAAAGCCAAUAUAGAGCAGCAGGUCUCUUUCCUAACCAUUUUUCUGCUGCUGUUUUGUGGUUCUCUACUUUUUUUGGCUCCUUUAUUUUAUCCUUAUCUCCACAUCCACAGAUAUAGCCCACACAGAACAGUAACAGUCUGCUUGUCUCCUUAUUUGAAUUGGGAGAGAGCACACAUUCAGCAGUUGGGACUGGUCCUCACACUCUUUUCUCUUGUUGCACAGCAACUUCCUCAGUUCCUCCAAUUGGGAAGCCAGCAUAGCUGGCUUUUGCUCACUUUUAACAGUACUUCUGAGUGACUCAGGAGCAACAAGGCCACCCAGAGGCCUACAUAAGGAGAGAACCAGCCCUUGCAAAGAGAAAACCCUUUGCCCCUGUUCCCUACCUCCUCUCCCCGCUUUGGACCAAGCUGAGGGAAGGUAUGCAGCAUCCCUGGGGAUAAGACAACUUGCCUCACUCUGUCCUCAGCACGGAGAUUUCAGACUAUUAAGGGAUGGGGAGUCUGCUUUUAGCUCAAGUCCUUGGCCUUACAGGAAGAGAACAGCUGAGUUCAUAGCUUGCCUUUCCAAAAGCCUCUCCCCAGCCCCACCCUUAGUAAUCUUCAUCCAGGAUCUCCAGCUGUUGCAGAAGGAAGGGGCAGGAAAGAAUUGCAUGCUGAAUUUUCCAUUUCUUCCAAGGUAGGAUCUGGCAGAAGGGAGUUAACUAUUGCUGAGUUAAUAGCAUCAACUAUCACCAACAAAUAUUCUCGAGUUUUCAGAGUUACUUUAGCUUUGGGGUUUUAUUUUUCUUUUAGGCUCCUGUAAUGCACACCAUCUACUAUUACUCCUAACCCUUCCCCCUCCCCCCCUUUUUUUAGACAGGGAACAGAAACUUAUCAGCUAUGUCAAAAGGUUCUACAUCUUUUCCCAGGGUAGCUUGAUGCACCUGCCUUCUAGCUCAGCCAGGCCUAGAUUAAGGAAAGCCAAAUUCAUUUUUUAAAACUCAAAUCAGUCACUUCAAACUGGAUUUAUAUCCUCCGUCCUCCUUGCCUCUUACAUCUGUGUUUUCACUUGUUCACUUGGCUUUAAGGAUUCUGUUGCCUGUGGUUCUGAGAGCUCUCUUUUCCUCUUGCUUGACUGCUCUUGGGGGCAGUUUAUUAAACACUUGAUCAGAAAAACUCAGACUAUCUUAUAGUUAGUAUUUGCUCUUUGGCUGUCAGGUCUGCAGAGAAAGGAAUGGAACAAGCAUCAAUAAGCAUCUACUUUGUGCCAGACACUCUGUUAAACUCUACAAACAUCUCAAUUUGGUCCUUAAACGUGAAGAUAUUAGUUGAAGAAAAUGAGGCAUCUAGACUAGAUUUGAACUCAGUUCUUCCUGAUUCCAGAUCCAAUGCUUUUUCUACUGUGCCAUCCAGCUGUCUAGUAGGGACUGAUGGUCAGCAUCAAAAAGUAUUAAUGUACUAUCCCUCUGACAUAGAUACUACCAUCCCAGUGUCAGGACUGCAAGAUCUUGGAGCUCCCUCUCCCAUAUUUCAGAGAGGCAAGAUAAUUCUGCAUUGAUUUAAUAAUGCCAUGGUUCCUCAGAAUUAGAAAUACUUUUUGUGGCUGUUGCACGGUGAGAAACCAGAAGGUCAGUAGCAGCGCUCUGUGAACUUGGAUGCAGGGUUAAAAAACGACUUCCAUCUUCCUUUAACUCAUUUUUGGUUUCCUUUGUAAUUUUCUGUAUUUUUUUUAUUACUACAUCUGAAACCAUUAGUCAGAAAGACUUCUAUAGACUUCAACUAAUUGUGAAGGACCCAAGGAAAGGUAAUAAUCCAUAGGAAGAUCAAAGAAUCACAAAAGCUGGAGAGCUGGAAAGAGACUUUGGUUCAGUUCCUUCUUUUAACAGAAUAUCAGUUAAGCCCAGAGUGUACAAAUGACUUGCCUCAUUUGUGACACAGUCAGGAUAAAAACUCAAGUUUUCUGACUUUGUUUUGUUUUUUGGGGGGCGGCAGUGUUCACACCUUUCCACCCCCAUUUCUCCAUCCCACAUAGACCUCUCCACCUCCAUUGCCUUUUACAUUAAUUGGAGAGAGCCACAAACUUCAAAGCAACUGAUUUUCCUUUCAGCUUAAUUCGUUCUGCAUUUGAAAAGCAAGUGUUCAUUCUCAUGGCCAAAUUGGGAAGCCUAGAGUGGGUGGAAGGAAGAGAACAAGGUGAUGUCAUUUACAGCUACCCAGAAUCCAGUUGAGUUUGUUAAAAAAGUUGGAAAAGUGAUGAGAUAAAACUUAUCUCAGCAGCUCACUAUAACAGGCUUCUCAUCUCUGAUUCCUUUGACAUGAAACCUAUUUAAUGCUGUAACUAUUUUGAUUGUUUGCUAAAUGCUUACCAUGAGCAUACAGACCUCCUAAACCUAUUUAGAUCAGCUGCCUAUUCAUGGACAAUCCGACUUAGGCCCUAUAGUGUUUUGAUGAUCCAUUUGUAAAUUUUUUAGACCUUCCAAAAUGUAUAUGGAUAAAUGAGCAUUUAUUAAGUACUGACUAUGUGGUUAAGUGCAAGGGCCAUGAAUCAAAAAAAUGACUCCUGUUUAUUUCCUGUUGAUGCCCACACCAGCUUUAAGAGGAGCCAGAGGACUGAAAUAAUGAUUGGAGAGAAGGCAAAAAAAAAAAAAAAAAAAACCUUGGACAGUUCAUUGUACCUCUGCUUCUAUCUACACCUGAACUUAAGGUCACCUAGACACUUCAGACUUUGAUGAGAUCUUGAGGCUCAUUAAUCCAAACCUUCCUUGUAGAGAUAAGGAAAACUCAUAUCUAUGAAAAGUGAAGUGACUUUCCCAACAUCACACAGCUAGAGCCAGAAACCAAUACCAAUAGGAGGAAUAACUGCCUAUUUAUUUCUAACAACCAAAGGAUAGGUCUCCACCUUGAUGCAGAAAGCACAGUACUAGCUCCAGUCAGAGGCCCCAACUUCAGUCCUACCUUUGGGAUAACUAACUGUGUUGUCUCUUAACCUCCUUGGGCCUGAGUUUCCUUAUCAGUAGUUUGAAGGGAUUGGACUUACAUGACUUUUAAAGAGCAACUUCCAAUUUAAGGUCUAUGAUCCAUAGACCUAAAUCUUUUUGGAGCUUUCUCUGAAAUGAUUUCAUACUGAAAUUAGAAGCUGACUUUGUCUCCUCCUCUCUGUGACAUUUUGUCUUGAAAGUAACUAUGACACUGUGGAAUAGCAACCUCCAUGCUAUCUCCCAACAUAGAACAGCAGCAAGAGCCUCCUGGUCUUCUUUUCAACUUUAAGAAUGUCUUUUUUUUUUCUUUCCCAUAUGAUCACCCAAUUGACACAUUAAAACCUUUAAUUUUAAUGUUUACAUGAUGCUUGACUUACCUACCCCACAACCAAGCUCAGCAGAAAGCCUUGCUUAUCAGAGCUACCCUAAGAUAUCUUCAAGAGGACUCAUUUUUAUUGCUAACAGCCAAACAUAGGGUCCAAAUUCACGAUUACAUCAAAAAUCUAGUGAUUUCCACCACUGACCUCCCAUGAGGCCUUCAGCCAGUGAACAUCAGGGAACAGGCUGAUCCAACUGCUAUCUGGACAUUUUAUUUUCAAUCUUAACUCAAGGCUUAAAAUACAACACAGUUGAUAAUAAAACCAAAUUUUUGAGUUUAAAAAAAUGAAAAAAAAAAAGAACAAUGAGAUAGGAAGCACGUGUGAAUUUAAAAAAAAAACUUUUAUUAGGGUUAAAAAAUAUUUAUGAAAUAAUGCAUUUUCAUCUUUAUCCCAAUGUCCAAACACUAUAUUUGAUUCUAUUCUGGACUUGACUUCAUAUAGACAUAAUCUAGGAAACAAUUCAUUCUUUGAACCUCCUAAGGCUGCAGCUGGUAUCAUAGCAUUUUAAACCCUAAAGACUUUAAAGCUUGAAGACUAUCUUAAUUCAGUCUCUAAGGAAAGUGAAGGACUGAACUAAGGUCUUACAGCUAGUCAUUGACUGAGCGUGGACUGGAGUCCAAAUAUCUCAAUUCCUAGUUGAGUAGGAGUUCUCACAACCACAUGCUGUCUGCCAGACAUCUGUAAACUGGACAUCAAUUCUGUAUUAUGUCUGGGAGUUUACAGGAUACCAGGCUUCUGAAUCCCUCAAGUUCUUUAGCCUAUUAAAAAACAAAAACAAAAAACAAUUUUAACUCACUUGCAAACUGAGAGAGUACUCCACACCCAUGUAAUUGUAGAAUGCAACUGUUGUGAUCUGGAUGGUACUGUUGUCAUUAAAAAAGAAAUUCUCUUACUUGCUGUUUAGGGGGAGGGAGUGGAGAGGAGGGAGGGAGAAAAUUUGGAACACAAGGUUUUGUAAGGGUGAAUGUUGAAAACUAUCUUGUAUGUAUUCUGAAAAUAAAAAAGAGUAAAAUAUAAAAAAAAAAAAAAAAAAAAAAAGGAAUCCUCAAGUUGUGAUGGAGAGCCACGAUCACAACAUGUAUUUGCACCUUUUUUGUUGUUGUUUGCUUGCUUUUUCUUUCUCAUUUUUUUUGAUCUGAUUUUUCUUGUGCAGCAUGAUAAAUGUGGAAAUAUGUAUAGAAGAAUUGUACAUGCUUAACUUAUAUUGGAUUGCUUGCUGUAUGGGGGGGUUAUUGAGUUAUAGGGGAGAAAAGCUUGAAACACGGUUUUGUGAGGGCGAAUGUUGAAAACUCUUUGCAUGUAUUUGAAAAAUAAAACUAUUAUUAACAAUAAAAGAAAUCCUCAGCACUAAAA